Molecule: messenger RNA, 8971 nt
Organism: Loxodonta africana (African savanna elephant)
Lineage: Eukaryota; Metazoa; Chordata; Mammalia; Proboscidea; Elephantidae
Gene: ELAPOR2
Product: endosome-lysosome associated apoptosis and autophagy regulator family member 2
Exons: 21
Coding region: 422-3181 (919 amino acids)
Biological process (GO): positive regulation of BMP signaling pathway
Cellular component (GO): membrane
Source: RefSeq, a predicted model, not a curated record
UGUAGCCUUUAUGAGUAGAAGGUACUGGAGGACAACAGUACAACUUGAAGGCAGUGACUGUCCCAUCGUAUCCUUGGUGCCCACUUAGUGCCUGGCAUGAUACCUUUUUGAUCAAUCCACUGGCUGGUGUGGGUGGGGGAAGACCAAGAGUCAAGCGGAGGGUACAGAUUGGAAAUAGGCUUGCAGGCAGGUUUGGGGGUGAUUGAAAACGCACAGUCGCCCCAGUAGAAUUGGCUCUAACAAAGGCUUGUUUUGUGAUUGUUUGCAGAAAGAUUACCACUUUGAAUAUACGGAAUGUGAUAGCAGUGGCUCCAGGUGGAGAGUUGCCAUUCCGAAUUCUGCAGUGGACUGCUCUGGCCUGCCUGAUCCUGUGAGAGGCAAAGAAUGCACUUUCUCCUGUGCUUCUGGAGAGUAUCUAGAAAUGAAGAACCAGGUAUGCAGUAAGUGUGGUGAAGGCACCUACUCCUUGGGCAGUGGCAUCAAAUUUGAUGAAUGGGAUGAAUUGCCAGCAGGAUUUUCCAAUGUUGCAACCUUCAUGGACACUGUGGUGGGUCCUUCUGACAGCAGAGCAGAUGGCUGUAACAACUCUUCUUGGAUCCCUCGUGGAAAUUACAUAGAGUCUAAUCGUGAUGAUUGUACGGUAUCUUUGAUCUAUGCUGUUCACCUUAAGAAGUCAGGUUAUGUCUUCUUUGAGUACCAGUAUGUCGACAACAACAUCUUCUUUGAGUUCUUUAUUCAAAAUGAUCAGUGCCAGGAGAUGGACACCACCACAGACAAGUGGGUAAAACUUACAGACAAUGGAGAAUGGGGCUCUCAUUCUGUAAUGCUAAAAUCAGGCACAAACAUACUAUACUGGAGAACUACAGGCAUCCUUAUGGGUUCUAAGGCGGCCAAGCCUGUGUUGGUAAAAAAUAUCACAAUUGAAGGGGUGGCAUACACAUCAGAAUGCUUUCCGUGCAAGCCAGGCACAUUUAGCAACAAACCAGGUUCGUUCAACUGCCAAGUGUGCCCCAGAAACACCUAUUCUGAGAAAGGAGCCAAAGAAUGCAUCCAAUGUAAAGAAGACUCCCAUUUUUCAGAAGAAGGAUCCAGUGAGUGCAUCAAACGCCCUCCCUGCACCACAAAAGACUAUUUCCAGAUCCACACUCCAUGUGAUGAAGAAGGAAAGACACAGAUAAUGUACAAGUGGAUAGAGCCCAAAAUCUGCAGGGAGGACCUCACAGAUGCUAUUAGGUUGCCCCCUUCUGGAGAGAAGAGGAAUUGUCCGCCUUGCAAUCCUGGAUUUUAUAACAGUGGAUCGUCGUCUUGCCACCCCUGUCCUCCUGGCAUGUUUUCAGAUGGAACAAAGGAGUGUAGACCUUGUCCAGCAGGAACAGAGCCUGCACUCGGAUUUGAAUAUAAAUGGUGGAAUGUCCUUCCUGGCAACAUGAAAACUUCCUGCUUCAAUGUGGGAAAUUCAAAGUGUGACGGGAUGAAUGGUUGGGAGGUGGCUGGAGAUCAUAUCCAGAGUGGGGCUGGAGGCUCAGAUAAUGACUACCUGAUCUUAAACUUGCAUAUCCCAGGAUUUAAACCACCAACAUCUAUGACUGGAGCCACAGGUUCUGAACUAGGAAGAAUAACCUUUGUCUUUGAGACCCUUUGUUCAGCUGACUGUGUUCUGUACUUCAUGGUGGAUAUUAAUAGAAAAAGUACCAACGUGGUGGAAUCAUGGGGUGGAACCAAAGAAAAACAAGCUUACACCCACAUCAUCUUCAAGAAUGCAACAUUUACAUUCACGUGGGCAUUCCAGAGAACUAAUCAGGGUCAAGAUAAUAGACGGUUCAUCAAUGACAUGGUGAAGAUUUAUUCUAUUACAACCACUAAUGCAGUUGAUGGGGUGGCGUCCUCAUGCCGUGCCUGUGCCCUCGGUUCUGAACAGUCAGGCUCAUCGUGUGUCCCCUGCCCCCCAGGCCACUACAUUGAGAAAGAAACCAACCAGUGCAAGGAGUGUCCACCUGACACCUACCUGUCCAUACAUCAGGUCUAUGGCAAGGAGGCUUGUAUUCCAUGUGGGCCUGGGAGUAAAAGCACUCAGGACCAUUCAGUUUGCUACAGUGACUGCUUUUUCUACCAUGAGAAAGAAAACCAGAGUUUGCACUAUGACUUUAGCAACCUCAGCAGUGUUGGCUCAUUAAUGAAUGGCCCCAGCUUCACCUCUAAAGGAACAAAAUACUAUCAUUUCUUCAAUAUCAGUUUAUGUGGGCAUGAGGGGAAGAAGAUGGCUGUCUGUACCAACAACAUAACAGACUUUACAGUAAAGGAAAUGGUAGGAAAGUCAGAUGAUGACACAAAUUUAGUAGGGGCAUUUGUAUGCCAGUCAACGAUUAUUCCUUCUGAAAGUAAGGGUUUCCGAGCAGCCUUAUCAUCACAAUCCAUCAUUCUGGCAGAUACAUUUUUAGGAGUGACAGUUGAAACAACAUUGCAUGAUAUUAAUAUAAAAGAAGAUAUGUUCCCAGUUACACGAAGCCAAAUACCAGAUGUGCACUUCUUUUAUAAGUCUUCAACAACGACCACAUCUUGUGCUAAUGGCCGGUCGACUGCUGUGAAAAUGAGAUGUAACCCUAAUAAACCUGGAGCAGGAGUGAUUUCAGUCCCCAGCAAGUGCCCAGCAGGCACCUGUGAUGGAUGUACAUUCUAUUUCCUGUGGGAGAGUGCCGAAGCUUGCCCUCUCUGUUCGGAGCAUGACUUCCACGAGAUUGAGGGAGCCUGUAAGAGAGGAUUUCAGGAAACCUUAUACGUAUGGAAUGAACCUAAAUGGUGCAUUAAAGGAAUUUCUUUGCCUGAGAAAAAGUUGUCAACCUGUGAAACAGUUGACUUUUGGCUAAAAGUAGGAGCAGGCGUGGGAGCUUUUACAGCUGUUUUGCUGGUAGCCUUAACUUGCUAUUUCUGGAAAAAGAAUCAAAAACUAGAGUACAAAUACUCCAAAUUAGUAAUGACAGCUAACUCAAAAGAAUGUGAGCUCCCAGCUGCAGACAGUUGUGCUAUCAUGGAAGGAGAAGAUAAUGAAGAGGAAGUUGUGUAUUCCAAUAAACAAUCACUACUGGGAAAACUCAAAUCCUUGGCAACAAAGUUAUCCACACCUGUGCUGAGAAUGAACGGCGAUAGCAGCCCAGAGGACACCAUUGGGUUUCAGCUUAGCUGAACCAUUAGUGAACAGAGGCCCAGGCAUUUAAGGGACCUCGAUGAAUCAAGGGCUCCCUUGGGCCAGUGGCUUUCUUUUAGGUGUGGUUGUUGUUGUUAGGUGCCGUCAAGUUGCUUCCGACUCACAGUGACCCUGUGCACAACAGAAUGAAACACUGCCCAGUCCUGAGCCAUCUUUACAAUUGUUGUUAUGCUUGAGCUCAUUGUUGCAGCCACUGUGUAAAUCCACCUCACUGAAGGUCUUCCUCUUUUCCAUUGACCCUGUACUCUGCCAAGCAUGAUGUCCUUCUCCAGGGACUGAUCCCUCCUGACAACAGGUCCAAAGUAUGUAACAUGCAGUCUCGCCAUCCUUGCUUCUAAGGAGCAUUCUGGUUGUACUUCUUCCAAGACAGAUUUGUUCAUUCUUUUGGCAGCCCAUGGUAUAUUCAGUGAUCUUCGCCAACAACACAAAUCCAAGGAGUCAAUUCUUUUUCGGUCUUCCUUAUUCAUUGUCUGGCUUUCACAUGCAUAUGAUGCAAUCAAAGAUACCAUGGCUUGGGUCAGGUGCACCUUGGUCUUCAGGGUGACAUCUUUGCUCUUCAACACUUUGAAGAGGUCCUUUGCAGCAGAUAUACCUCAUGCAAUGCAUCUUUUGAUUUGUUGACUGCUGCUUCCAUGGCUGUUGACUGUGGAUCCAAGUAAAAUGAAACAACUUCAAUCUUUUCUCCAUUUAUCAUAAUGUUGCUCAUUGGUCCAUUUGUGAGGAUUUUUUUUUCUUUGUGAUGAGGUGCAAUCCAUACUGAAGGCUGUGGUCUUUGAUCUUCAUUAGUAAGUGCUUCAAGUCCUCUUCACUUUCAGCAAGCAUUUAGGUGUGGAGUAGAGGAUAAAGCUUGCUCCAAAGGGUAAGAUGCCACUUUUUCAUGAGAAGCUGAGAUGCCACUGGGAAAAGGCCAGCUGCAUUCUUAAAUAUGCCAUUUUAAUUUGACAAGUGUGUUUUUGGGCCCUUCCUACCUUGUUGACUCACCACAAAUGGGAGCAGGCCAUAGAAUCACAAGAUCUGCCUGGAAAAGGCAUUCCGUUUUGACAUGAGCCCAGCAACAAGAUAAUAGCAGCUUUCAAGAGGGGUGUACUUGGCAUCGUGUCGGGGAGGUAAUGAAGCCAAAACCCUGAAGGGUGCCUCUGGUGGGAGGCUGCUUCCCUUUGCCAGAGCACCUAAUUGACAGAAUCAUCAGUCACAGAGAAUUGUUACCACAGGGCAGACUUGAGGCUGAUCACCUGAUGGGCAAGGAAGUCCUCCUGCCCAGUAGAGAAUGGACAAUACCCAGUGCACCAUUCAGGCAGUUGUCUUUGAACCCGCUUUCCUGUACUUAACCUGCAACCAUCUCCCUAAUUCCUCUUCAUUACCAGGAAUAAAGUGUAGGACAUUUAUUACUUAGAUGAUAAUACAACAUGUUUACACUGAUUCCCAUGGAUUUCUCUCAGAUCUUACUAAUCAGUAUGUAAGACCCUACUCCUUUCCUUUCCAGAAAGCCAUGUCUCUGUCAAUUUCCCAUCUCUUUCAAUUUCCCAUCUUUGUCAUUAAGGCUGUGGAAUUUUACCUUGUUUGCUAAUUAACAAUUUAGCCUGCCACAGUUUUCAUGGACAUUUUUGAAGACAUGACACUCCUAGGUUAGAGACAAAACACAAUUUAGCACCCACAGCAAUAGCAGUAGCCCAAGUAUCAGCAUUUGCUUUGAUUCCUCAAGCCCCAAUUUUAAACCGGACUAAGUGAAAAGGACCAGGUGACACUUGUACAUACAGUGGGUUGCAUUAUAGGAAAGGAAGGCUUAGCUUGGUGUUACUGAUUAAAUUGUGCCCCCCAAGAAUACGUGUUGCAGAUCCCUCUAUGCCUGUGGUUAUAAUCCCAUUUGGGAAUGAAUUGUCUUUGUUAUGUUAAUGAGACAGGAUUAUCGUAGGGUGUAUGUUGAGUCAAUCUCUUUUGAGGCAUAAAAGAGAUUAAACAAGCAAACUAGGAAGCAGAGGUGGGGAAAGAGAAAUGCCAAGCCACGUGAAGAUCACUCAGGAGCAGAAGCUGAGAAGAGACAAGGACCUUCCUCCGGGGCCAACAGAGAGAGAAAGCCUUUCCCUGGAGCCGGCAGCCUGAAGUCAGACUUCUAGCCUCCUAAACUGUGAGAAAAUAAAUUUCCUUUUGUUAAAGCUAUCCACUUGUGGUACUUGUUAUAGUAGCACUAGAUAACUAAGACACUUGGGGAUCCUGAAUCUUUUAUAAUAGGCAGUAAGCAUGUCUGUGAUUUACUCCAGAGAGAGACACUAUCUCUAUCUUCCGAGGCUUUUUUUUUUUUAAUACAAAUGUCUUUGAGAAGAUUACUAGCCUGUAACUAACUAACCCGUUGCCGUCAAGUCGAUUCCGACUCAUAGUGACCCUAUAGGACAGAGUAGAACUACUUCAUAGGGUUUCCAGGGAGCACCUGGUGGAUUCAAACUGCUGACCUUUUGGUUAGCUGCUGUAGCUCUUAACCACUAGGCCACCAGCAUUUCCUAGAACAAAGAACAUUCAGUGAUUUUAUCAGAAGACAUGAAAAUACAAGAGACCCAUUAUCUCCCAAGAGGGAUUUACUUCUCUUAAUUUUGGAAACUCUGGUGGUGUACUGGUUAAGUCUACAGCUGCUAACCAAAAGGUCAGCAGUUUGAAUCCAGCAGGCACUCCUUGGAAACUCUAUGGGACAGAUCUACUCUCUUAAUUCCAUGAAUUUCCAUUUAUAUAAGGACAUUAUUGUAGUAGUGAGGGAAGUGCUUAGGCAGUAGGGAAGAUUUUUUAAGAGAAAAUGACCACUAAACUGAAUCUUAAAGAAUAAGUGGGAAUUAUUCAGAGGGAGAGAGUAUGUCAAAAUAUCACAAAAACUUUUAAAAGCUAGAAAUAGAACUACCAUACGAUCCAGCAAUCCCACUCAUUGGAAUAUAUCCUAGAGAAAUAAGAGCCUUUACAUGAACAGAUAUAUGCACACCCAUGUUUAUUGCAGCACUGUUUACAAUAGCAAAAACAUGGAAGCAACCAAGGUGCUCAUCAAUAGAUGAAUGGAUAAAUAAAGUAUGGUAUAGUUAGAAUACUAUGCAUCAAUAAAGAACGGUGAGGAAUCUGUGAAACAUUUCAUAACAUGGAGGAACCUGGAAGGCAUUAUGCUGAGUGAAAUUAGUUGCAAAAGGACAAAUAUUGUAUAAGACCACUAUUAUAAGAACUUGAGAAGUAGUUUAAUCUGAGAAGAAAAUAUUCUUUUGUGGUUAUGAGAAGGGGAGGGAGGGAGGGUGAGAGAGGGGUAUUCACUGAUUAGAUAGUAGAUAAGAACUACUUUAGGUGAGGGGAAAGACAGCACACAGUACAAGGGAGGUCAGCACAAUUGGACUAAACCAAAAGCAAAGAAGUUUCCUAAAUAAACUGAAUGCUUCGAAGGCCAGCAUAGCAGGGGCAGGGGUCUGGGGACCAUAGUUUCAGGGGACAUCUAAGUCAAUUGACAUAAUAAAAUCUAUUAACAAAACAUUCUGCAUCCCACUUUGAAGAGUGGCGUCUGGGGUCUUAAACGCUAGCAAGCAGCCAUCUGAGAUGCAUCAAUUAGUCUCAACCCACCUGGAUCAAAGGAGAAUGAAGAACACCAAGGACACAAGGUGAUUAUAAGCCCAAGAGACAGAAAGGGCCACAUGAACCAGCGACUACAUCAUCCUGAGACCAGAAGACUAGAUGGUGCCCGGCUACAACUGAUGACUGCCCCGACAGGGAACACAAUAGAGAACCCCUGAGGGAGCAGGAGAACAGUGGGAUGCAGACCCCAAAUUCUCAUAAGACCAGACUUAAUGGUCUGACUGAGACUGGAAGGACCCUCAUGGUCAUGGCCCCCAGACCUUCUGUUGGCCCAGGACAGGAACCAUUCCCGAAGCCAACUCUUCAGACAUGGAUUGGACUGGACAGUGGGUUGGAGAGGGGUGCUGGUGAGGAGUGAGCUUCUUGGAUCAGGUGGACACUUGAGACUAUGUUGGCAUCUCCUGCCUGGAGGGGAGAUGAGAGGGUAGAGGGGGUUAGAAGCUGGCGAAAAGGACACGAAAAGAGAGAGUAAAGGGAGAGAGCCAGGUGUCUCAUUAGGGAGAGAGUAAUUGGGAGUGUGUAGCAAGGUGUAUAUGGGUUUUUGUGUGAGAGACUGACUUGAUUUGUAAACUUUCACUUAAAGCACAAUAAAAAUUAUUAAAAAAAAUUACAAAAAUUUUUAAGUGUUCCUCAUAUGACACUUCCUCCUGUGCAUUAUUUUAUAGCCAGAGAAUUAAAUUGAAAAGGUUCUCUAUAACAAUCACAGGAGACAAGAAAGAGAAUAGAGUUUUUCCUCCCUGAGAAGGUUCAGGGUAGCACAUUUUGUUUUGAAGAGCAAUUUUCGUCUGUAUAAUUUUUUUUUUAAUUUUUUUAAAAUGAAAUUUAGAAAUAUUACAGAAAAGUUGAAAGAACUGUAUAGUACGAACAGCCAUAUACCCACCACCUAAAUUUGCUAUAUUUUGAUUUAUUAAAUAUCUCUCCAUCUAUCCAUACUUCUGUUCAUUUAUCAAUCCAUCUUUUUUAUUUAUUGCAUUUCAAAAUAAGUUGCAGACUUCAAUGCAUUUCGCUCCUAAAUAUUUUGGGAUACAUGUCAUUGAUGAAAAUGAAAUAUCUUAAGGUUUUUAAGGUAAAAUUUUUGAGUAGAGUAAAAUGUACAGAUCACAAGCAUACCAUAUGAGAGGUUUUGAGAAAUGUAUACACCUGCGUAAUGCAAAAUCCUAUCAAGAGAUAGAAUAUUAGUAUUAACCUCUGAAAGUUCCCUCAUGUCCUUUUGUGUACAAUUAGUCCUCAUCCCCAUCCCCCAAAAAGCUAUUGCAAAGAUUUUUUUAAACCAUAAAUUAGUGUUGCCUGUUAGAGCCCCAGAUAAUUACAAUCAUACAGAAUGUAGUACUUUGGGUAAGGUUUCUUUUACAUCUACCUUGUUGUAUUAAUCCGUAGUUGAUUUCCUUUUAUUGCUGAGUACUUUAGUAUACUGUUUUAUAAAUACAUCAGAAUUUGUUUAACCAUUGUUUUGUUGGUUGAUGACAGUGCUGUUUCCAAUGUUUGUCUGUUUAUGCAUGUUUCUUGGAGCAAAGAAGUUUGUAAGAUUUUUAACUGUUGUGUCAUACAAAGUUUGCUUAUUUUAUAUAUCCUAAUCUGUGCUGUAAACAUAUGCUGUAAACAUAAAGUAUUUGGUAUUUCCCUAAUACUGCACUGGGGUUAUGGGGCUUUAUUUAUGUAUAUAUAUAUUUUUUUCAUUGAUUCUGGGCUCACCAAUUUGUUUCUUUUAUAUUUUCAGAUGUUUCUUUCAUCUGUUCAUUCCAUAGUCACCUAGUACUGUGUGUUAAUCAUUUUGCCAGGUUUUGGGUAUCUGUCCAGUAGAAAACAGUCCCUUAUCUCAAGGAGUAUCUAGUUCGUUGCGUAAAUCAAUCAAUCAAUCUCUCUGACACACACACACACACACACAAGUGAGGACAAUGAAUAGGGUUGCUUGAAGCGAAGAGGAGAGGGAGUGUGGUAGGGUGCAUAGUGACAAGAAAAGGAGAAGCUUCUGGUAGAAGUUGGCGUGUAAGUAGUUUCUUGAAUUUAGAGCUUGAAGGGACAAUCUUGUGUGGCAUCCUUAUUUAAUGUAUCAGUAAACUGAAACCUAGAGAGAUUCACUUACUUGUCCAAGGGGUGUUUAGAUAGGAAUUAGAAGCCACAUCUCUUGAGUUACUACCCAGUAUUUUUCCUUCUGUGAUGUAGUGUUUCAGUACCUUU